AUGGGAAAAUAUCAGAAAAAUUGUCUUUUGUUGGAAAAACUAAUCAAAAUAAAGAAAGACCAAUCAGAUAAUGAAUCGGAUGCAAUUGAUAUAGACCAAUGUGAUAACGAAAUUGAAUUAGAGGAGGAAGUCAAUAAAAUUGAAUCUUCAAGCAGUGAAGAUGAAGAUCUUUGUUAUAUAGCUCCUAACAAAAAAAGAGCCAGGGUUGUUUCUGAUUCUGAAACCGAAAGCGAAGAUGAAAUUUUUCGUUACACAGCUCCUAGUAAAAAAAGAGCUAGAGUUAUUUCUGAUUCUGAAACUGAAAAUGAUUUAGACGCUAUCGAUACAUCUUCUGAUAAAGAAAUUUCAGCCGAAAAAGCUGCUGAUGGGACUUUAUGGGAAACAUUGAACGAAGGCAGAAACGUAGGUAGAUCACCGAUUUAUACCAUAUUCAAAGACGUUUCUGGUCCAACUGCCUAUGCUAAAAGGCAUAUUAUGCUUGGUUCGGCAAGUAGCGCAUUCAAUUUGAUAAUUGACGAAGGUAUGAUGGCGUAUAUAAAAUCAUGUACCGAACUCGAAGCUCGUCAAGUUUUGAAUAAUAAGGAAUGGACGGUUACAAAAUCACAAUUGUGGGCCUUUGUAGCAAUUUUAUUUGCUAGAGGAGCAUAUGAGGCAAAAAAUUUGAAGUGUUCAUAUUUGUGGUCUGCGAAGUGGGGUCCGGCUUUUUUCGCCCAGACAAUGUCUAGAGAUAAAUUUAUAGACAUACUUCGGUUCAUACGUUUUGAUAAAAAAAAUGAACGCAGUGAAAGACUGAAGACAGACAAAUUUGCCUUGAUUUCAAAAAUAUGGGAAAAAUUUAUAGAGAAUAGUCAGGCUUGUUACAAACCUGACGCAAACAUAACGAUCGAUGAGCAAUUAUUCCCUAUUAAAGCUAGAUGCCGAUUUACGCAGUACAUGCCGAAUAAGCCGGAUAAAUUCGGCAUCAAAUUUUGGCUGGCAUCCGAUGUUAGAAGCAAAUAUCUUGUAAACGGUUUUCCGUACUUGGGCAAGGAUGAAACCCGAGGAUCAAACAUUCCCUUGAGCGAAUUUGUAGUAACUAAGCUUGCAGAGCCAUAUUUAGGCUGUGGACGAAAUAUUACCACAGAUAAUUUUUUUACUAGCAUUUCACUUGCAAAAAAGUUACUUGCAAAGAAAACUACUUUGGUUGGCACUAUACGUGCAAACCGAAAAGAAUUACCUAAAAUUGCGAAAGCCAAGAAAGAUAAAAUGACACAGUUUUCUACAAAACUGUAUAGAUCUGAGAAUUGUACCCUGACCAUUUAUAAAAGCAAGCCUAAUAAAAAAGUUUUACUACUAAGUACAAAACAUAAAAAUAUAACAAUUGAAAAAAAUAAAAAACUUGUUCCAGAAACAGUAACCUAUUAUAAUAGCACCAAGUAUGGCGUUGAUGUACUUGACCAAAUGGCCCGAAAAUAUAGCGUUAAAGCAAGUUCACGCAGAUGGCCUCUACAAGUUUUCUACAACAUUUUAGAUUUAGCAGCUAUCAAUGCUUGGAUUCUGUAUAAAGAGACGACUCAAGUAAAUAUUUCACGAAAAGAUUUUAUUUUCCAAUUGGCUGAAGAGCUAAGAAGUAAAUAUAGAGAAGAAGUCGAGAACACUUCCAUUCCAAUGACAGAAAUUCAUGCUACUGACGCACGGAAGAAUUGUCAAGUUCAACAAUCAUGCAAAAGAAACAGAUGUAGAAACCAUUGUGCUAAAUGUAAUAGAAAUGUUUGCGGAAAAUGUGUUUCAAAAACAGAGUUUAUAUGUAAAAAAUGUUUUCCAUGA
Molecule: messenger RNA, 1806 nt
Organism: Harpegnathos saltator (Jerdon's jumping ant)
Lineage: Eukaryota; Metazoa; Arthropoda; Insecta; Hymenoptera; Formicidae
Product: piggyBac transposable element-derived protein 4-like
Exons: 1
Coding region: 1-1806 (601 amino acids)
Source: RefSeq, a predicted model, not a curated record